Molecule: messenger RNA, 3151 nt
Organism: Cinclus cinclus
Lineage: Eukaryota; Metazoa; Chordata; Aves; Passeriformes; Cinclidae
Product: caspase-8-like
Exons: 8
Coding region: 1087-2466 (459 amino acids)
Biological process (GO): regulation of apoptotic process; apoptotic process; proteolysis
Molecular function (GO): protein binding; cysteine-type endopeptidase activity
Source: RefSeq, a predicted model, not a curated record
GAGAUGCUGAGAGCUGGAAUGACAAACAUUUUGGAUCUGAAAAUGAAAGAGUGCUUGUGGUGUUCCUCUGUGCUGUUCCCAGCCUUUGGAUGAUGGCGCAAUUCCUGCCAGUGCAUUGAGGUUUUCUGGUCCGGUACUAGAGUGUGUCUUUUGGAAGGGAUUGUACGCCUCAUUCUAUCAAAGGGUAUGGUGUAAUUUUGAGUUUGUAAAAAGAUAGGUUGAAAUCCAUGAAUGACUGCUUUCAUUGCAAAAUUUUAACAAAUUCCAGCACUCCUAACUCUCUUUGUAAUGCUGCCUUGAGAGUCUGCUGAGAAUCUGGUAGCUAUACUGAGUGCUGUUUUAUUUCCUGCUUCAUGGAAGAUUCCAGCAAUUUGCAUUCCUUUCAUUGAAGGCUGAAUUAUAUACUUUAAAGAGUGAGAAGAUAAAAGAAGUUAAUUAGGUUCAAAUUCUCCUUUAAAUGGGGAAGUAUAUUAUGUAAAUAAUUUCGGAAUAAUAUUUAGUUGUUGAUUUCCCUGCAUUUACUGAGUGCUACUACUGAAUUUGCUGCUAAUAAUUGUUUUUUUUUUUUUUUUUUCUUAACUUAAAAAUAUCUUCCUAUUAAAAAUAAACUGGGGGUGGUUGGACAGGGACUUUGGAGAAAAGGGGAUAAGUCAUGGCAGAUCGGUGACACAGCAGUGCAGUGGGAGUGAGACAUUUUGAAUGAAAAUAUGUAGAUUCAGCCAUCUCCCAUGUCAUAAUUAGGAUUUGGUUAUGAGCAAAAUGCUGAACUGUGCUGCAUGCUAGAACACACUAGGUAUGCUGCUUAGUUGUUGCUGUAAAACAAAAGCAAAACUUGGUUACUUCAUGGCUUGUUUACCAUUUUUUUCUCACAAGUUCUGUAAUAAUCAGUUCUCUGAAAAUGGAAAUGUGACGUAUCUGAAGUAGGGAUCUCCUGCUUUUUUAGCAUUUUAUUCCAUUGUAAUGUACUUCUUGGAAGUAAUGUGACAAUACUGUAUUGUAAAAAAGGCAGACUUUUCCUGGAACUUUAGAGAUGGGCAUUCUCACUUUCUUCAGAGUUGUCCUCCCAUAUCCAAAUCCUGAUGUGAAAUGAGUACAGAAUUCCACAAAAUGCUUUUUGAAGUUUCUGAGGCUUUGGUUGCAGACGAACUGGCAGCUCUUAAAUUCCUCAGCCUGGAGCAUGUCUCCAGGAGUAAGCUGGAAGCCGUCCAGGAGCCCAAGGCCUUCUUUGAAGUGCUGCAGAGGAAUGACAUGAUCGGAGCAGGGAACCUGUCCUUCCUGAAGGAGCUGUUCUACCGGAUCAGUCGGAUUGACCUCCUGACCACCCAGCUGGGCUCCAGCCGGGAGGAGGUGGAGAGAGAGCUGCAGGUCCAGGGCAGGGCACAGGUGUCAGCUCACAGGCAACUGCUGUAUGGAAUCGCAGAGGACUUGACUCCAGAAGAUGUCAGAAGUGUGAAGUUCCUGCUUCAAGAACGGUUACCAAAGAACAAGCUCCAGGAAAAUGCUUCCAUGUUGCAGGUCUUUCUGGAAAUGGAAAGAAAUGGGUUAAUUAAUGAAGAUAACCUGACAGUCCUGAAAGAUAUAUUACAGAAAGUUAGACCUGACCUAAAGAAAAAAAUUGAUGCCUAUGAAGAAAAAGAAAAAGAAAAUUAUUCUAGGGAAGAAGUCCAUUAUCCUGUGUCUGUGUCUGCUCAUCCAGAGGAACAAGGAGCAGAGGGGCAGGCAGCAAAACAGCAUGGGAAAAUAUAUAAGAUGAAAAAUAACCCCCAUGGUUACUGUUUAAUUCUUAACAACCACAUUUUUAAAAAUCCACUUCACAAUAGAGAGGGAACAUUGCAAGAUGGAGAGGCUGUGAAGAAGGUUUUUAAGUGGCUUCAGUUUGAGACAGUUGAGUACAUGGAUCUAGAAGGAACAAAAAUACGUGAGACAGUUAAAGAAUAUAGCAAAAAGGAUCACAGAAACAUGGACUGUUUUGUUUGCUUCAUUUUCUCCCAUGGUGAAAAAGACAAAAUAAAAGGUGUUGAUGACAAGUGUGUAAAUAUUGAUGAAUUAGUCUCCUGCUUCACUGGAACUAAUUGUCCUUCUCUUGCUGGCAAACCCAAGGUGUUUAUCAUCCAGGCUUGCCAAGGCUCUACACAUCAUCCAUCUGUUACAGUAGAAGCAGACUCUUCUGGACACCUUGAGGUGGAUGCUAGUCCUUUGACUUCCAUUCCUGAUAAGGCUGACAUUCUGAUUGGCAUGUCUACAGUGGAGGACUAUUUGUCCUUCCGCAGUCGUAAGACUGGCAGUGUUUACAUUCAAUCCCUCUGUAAGAAAAUGGAGUUGCUUUGCCCUCUGCGCGUGGAUCUCACAGCCAUCCUGACAGAAGUGAACAAUGAAGUAGCAGGAAGAGAAUUAGAAGGAUCUAAGCAGAUGCCAAAGAUAACAUCAACACUACUGAAGCAAUUGAUCUUUGAAGUUCCACAGUGACAAGUAGACAAGUAAGAAUACUCAGUUAGGAAUGACAUCUGGAGUGGGCUUGGACAUGGGAGAAAAUUUACAUAAGAAAUUAUCUGGAUCUACGUAGUAGCCCCAGCCCUUUAAGGAGGCAUGGGACCUAAAUUUUCCAACUUCCAUACUGAAUCAGUCUUCUGACACCUGGAUCUGUAGCAGUUGGGUAAUGGUGUGGAAAACUACAGAUCAUUUUUGUCCUGCAGAAGCAGUGGAGUAUGUUCAGUCUUGGUUUCAAGUGAGAAAGUACUUUCAAGUAAUAUUGUAAAAGUUAUUGGGAAUGUUGAGGAAGCCCCAUUUGUGUCUGAGUUGUUUUAAAUCCCUAAAAUCUGGAAAAAAAGAGAACAGAUUCAGAACACCGGAUGCAUUCCUAGGCAGCAUGUGUAAGGUUGUAACUGCCUUGCCCAGAGGUGAAUAAUUGUCUGUCUUGAUCAUGAUAGUUUAUGACAAUGUUAGUUUGGUUCUUUCCUCCUAAAUAUUUAGUUUAGUGAUGACAAUCAUUUACUUGAAUGUGCAGUGCAGCUGCAUAAGUUUUUCAAUAAUUAAAUAAUACAAGUUCUCACUUUACUUCUCAGAGCUGUCAUGGAACAGUGUAUUUUGAAUACUGGAAGUAAGCUGUGUAAUCAUGUUUCUGUUAUAAUAAAUUCUCUUUGUUUUUAUAUCA